Centropristis striata (black sea bass) is the source of this 2204-nucleotide messenger RNA. RefSeq names its product C-type lectin domain containing 14A (gene clec14a). Gene Ontology annotation, cellular component: cytoplasm. The record is from RefSeq and is a predicted model, not a curated record. The transcript has 2 exons. Gene Ontology annotation, molecular function: calcium ion binding. Bases 128 to 1357 code for a protein of 409 amino acids. Gene Ontology annotation, biological process: positive regulation of axonogenesis. Lineage: Eukaryota; Metazoa; Chordata; Actinopteri; Perciformes; Serranidae.
CUGGGAGGACUGAAGAGGAGCCUGAAGGAGGGGAGGAAGAAGAAGGCGUGGAGAGAACGAGAAGAAACUGUAGCAGAAAAAGAAGAAGAGGAGGAGGAGAGAGACGCUGGAUGAAUCAGACGAGACGAUGGAGUUCUGGUUCUGCUGGGUUCUGGUCCUGUUUGGGAACGUCUCUGCCAACCCACUGCGCUACAGCAUCCAUCACGCCGAGGUCAACUUCGACCAGGCGGAGGAGGGCUGCUCCCCCGGUGUCCUCACCACGCUCGCCACCGAGCAGGAGGUCGCCGCCGUGCUGCGGCUCGUCUCCGAGUUGUCGUCGCCCGGUCAGAGCAACCUCACCUUCUGGGUCGGGCUGAAGAAGGUCAAGAAUGAGUGCGUGGUCCCCUCGCUGCCGCUGAGAGGCUUCAAGUGGACGGAGGGCCGCGGAGAGGACUCGGAGACGGUCCGCUGGGCCAAGGAGCCGGAGAACACCUGCACCACGCUGCGCUGCGCCACGCUCUGGGCCCAGCUGCACGGUGCCAACGUCACCAGCUGGGGCCUGAUCCCUGUCACCUGCAAGACCCAGUCCCGAUUCAUAUGUAAGCUGAGAGACCAGGACACCGCUGGGACACCAGGACCAGCUGCACCAGGAUCUGAACCAGCUACACCAGAACCUGAACCAGAUCCAGCUACAGCUGAACCUAAACCUGCAACACAGAAACCAGAACCAGCUGAACGUGAACUUCCUACCGUAGGACCAGAACCUGACCUGAAGCCUGAAACUGGAACUGAAGUGCAGGGUCCUGGUCUUGAUCUUGAUCCUGGUCUGGCCUCAGACUUGUGUGAGAAGCCGUACAUCCCUGAGUCCCGCUUCAUCACUCUGGUGCAGGACAAUGCGAGCUGGGUCCAGGUGGACUGUUACUCGGUGCAGCUGGAGGUUCACUGCACGGGGCGUCCCGCCACGUGGCGCCUUCAGGAUGGCUCCCCCGCCAACUUCACCACCAUCUGCCACCCGUGUGCCGCCGGCUUCAGGAAGAACGCCUCCGGACACUGCGCAGACAUCGACGAGUGCAGCGGCGGUGCCUGUAAGCACAACUGUCUGAACACCGUCGGCUCCUUCAGGUGCUUCUGCGUGGACAAGAACGGGAAUAAGCACGACGGGGACUCGCCGGAGUGCGAGGUGGCAGUGCCAGCAGCCGCAAUGGGGAUCCUGGUGCCAGUGCUGGUCGGCUUGGCGGUGCUGCUGGUACUGGUGGCGGUUGUGGCGGUGACAGUGAAGUGCUGCCUGAUGCGGCGGUCGAAGAAACGCGCCAUGAAGAAGGCGGAGAAGAUGGCGAUGAAGAGCAACGACGGGAAGGACUCCAAUGACAACCAAUGAGAAGACAGCAACAUGAGGGAGCCGCGCUGCAAUUGGCCGGCCCGGCUGUGACAUCAUCAGUGUGUCUCAAACUUUCCCAGAAGUAUUAAAAAGUUUAUUUUCACUUUAAAAUGUUUUCUCAACAUUUUUUUAAUGAAUUAUUGAAGAUAAAUAACUGAAAGCUGAAUUAGUUUAACAUAAAUCAAAAUUAUUUAUUAUUGAAUUGUUAAUGGUCAUUUAAUAACUGAAAUUAACAGUUUAUAGACAAAGUAGUAGUUGAUAAAUAUUAAUAUUUUGAGUUAAAUUUGUAUCCAACUUCACUGACGACAACAGGAAGCUGUCAUAAUGAAACACCUGUAUCUGUAUUUAAGGGAAAUUAAACUGAUUUAAUUAAAAAUAAAAUAAAGUUUUUACUUUUUGAUUAAAGGAGAUUUUUGCUGUUUUAAGUGAAUAAAGUGUCUCAGAGUUUCUAUGAGUCUGUUUCCAGCGGAGUGUUUAUUCUUUGUUUGUUUUAGAGGAAACAACCGGAAACAGAACAUCAGGACAGAACUAUGUGGACAGAUGUGUCCGCUGGGUCUCUUAUCUGUCCACAUCCCUCAGUCCCCGCUCCGUCUGCAGGACAGGAAGUGAUCAGCAUGUUUACACACUCGUUUCCUGCAGAACAGAGUCGCUCAGACUCAUCACCAUCUCGGUGUUUGAGAGUCAUUUAAUAUUCUACAAAAUACUAAAACAUCUUCAUUUGACAUCCUCUGAGUUUAUGAAUACAUAAUAAUCAUUUUAAUAAUUAUAAUAUCAAAUUAUCAGCUCUGUGAAAACUGAUGAAAAUGUUUUGUUUUGUUUGAUACUAACUAUAAAAAAUAUGAAAAUA